GCUUCCUCCUUCUACCUUUUCAGACAAGACUAGAUACACAGCGUGAAAUGGGCAAUAACAGCACCAAAUUUAAGAGCAAACGUGAUGAGUUACUGCUCAUACGUGAAUGUCUGCUUAAAGGUGCUGAAGAAGUCCAAGGAACAAAUAUUAUAUGUUUUCCUGACUUGAAGAAACUCAUGAUGGAAGACUGGAAGAGCUAUAUAAAAGCCGGUGGUCACUAUGAUCUAUAUAAAGCAGAAAACACAUGUGUUCUUGACUCACUCCUAGUUGGCUUUCAUCUUUGUUAUACUAAAUUUGAAAAAAUUAAACUACUUUUCCAAUCUGACUCUAUAAUGAAUGCAAUAAUGAUAUUUUUAGAUGCAAAAAAAUAUAAUGAAGCCAAAGUUCUUUGGCUGGUUAGGUUAAAUCUCAUGUCUGAAGACUGUAAAUUCCAAAUUAAUUUCCAAAAGGUAAUUAAUGUUUGGAGUGAAGUAAAGGACCAUUUGCCAAUGCUUCAAGAGCUGGUUUGUUCCAGAGACCAUUUUUCUGAAAGCGGAGCCAUUCAUGGAGCUGCUGAUCGUUUACAAGAAAGCAUUUUACGGGAAUUCCAGCCCUAUGGAGAAGUAAUGACUUUGGGUAAAUAUGGAGACCCCUGCCUCAUACUUGUAAACAUAGAUGGCCUAAUGGACACAGCUCCCCCACUUAUUAAAGACAAAUAUGGCAGAACAUUUGAGCUGCAGUUUUUGCUUCUGUGGAAGAGGAGAGAACAAACAAAGCACAUGGUUGUGUGCUGCAACCUGGUGGAUAGAUGGGUCCUGUAUGACAAUAACCCGAGUGUAGCACCAGACAUCGACUUUAAUGCUGCAUAUUUUAAAAAGGAUUAUCCCGUUCACCUGGCUGGCUAUGUCAACGUUAUCCAACCUGGACACAGUAAUGUUGGUGUUCCAGUGGCUGAAGAGGGGUUACGACCUGGAGCGUCAGUGUGGAAUUGGAGUCCAGUAGGUGACAGGAACCGGAGAAUGUGAUUGUUCACAUUAGCCAAAGGAAACUGCCCACCCGUGCAUGUGAUUGGCUGCAGUCCUUUGACCAAAAGUUCAUCUGAUUGGCUGGCUACGAGUGCAUGGGGUAUUUCUUCCAUGGCCUGUUCCGAAGUCCUCUAGGCGUACCUCCAAGGCGGCUUGGGGCAAACCUAGUAGUUUAGAACCGUAGCUCAGAUAGAUGUUUGCUUUAUAGUUGGUGUAUUGUCUCUUUCUCAAUGUAUUAGCUUAGCUCUAAUUAUGGCCCAAUUCCAUUUCUUCUUUUUACCCCUACUCCUUGUUUUUGAGUGUCAG
This is a messenger RNA of Colossoma macropomum (tambaqui), 1310 nucleotides long. RefSeq lists its product as uncharacterized. The record is from RefSeq and is a predicted model, not a curated record. The transcript is spliced from 8 exons. NCBI's taxonomy places the organism in Eukaryota, Metazoa, Chordata, Actinopteri, Characiformes, Serrasalmidae. The coding region runs from base 48 to 1004 and encodes 318 amino acids.